UGCUGACAGCCAAUCUCUAUUGCCUGCAGCCAUCGAUGUGCCAGUUCCGGAUGUCGAGGUAGCUUCCGCAUUCGAUCUCCACUGGAUUGCUCCACGCCACAGGUCGGUACUAUGCAAACCAUCGUUAAAGUCGGAAAACUAGAAUCAAUAAAACCGUUUGUGAAUAUUUUGUAAAAACCACACACAAUCGUACAAAAAAGAUCUUAUGAUGUUUUGCAGUAGCAAAUGGCAAUAUCUUCAUCUAUUUCUGCACAUCACAUACCAAAUUUUCAAACAAUUCUGAGUGUUAUUCAAAAUACUGGAAUUAAGAAUUUCUUAAAAACAGCCAAGAAAAACAGCAAUCUUUUCGAAACACGUUAUUAGGGUGGCUACGGAAUUAUCAACGAUCAAAACACCCUUUACCAAGACGGCUCACAUCUCAGAAAAGUUGAUGUUUUUCGAGUACUUUUGAGAUUUUUUUCCUGCAGUUUAUGCUGAUUCGAGCAGUUUGGGAGGCGGUCGCGUGGGGUGGUGUCAAAAUCAGCUGCGUAUGUGGGUGGAUGGGCGGGCGUUCAGUUGAGAGGCGGCAUUUUUCUUACUUGGCCGUGUUUUUUUCCGCGUGCGGUAUUAAUGAACUUCCAGGCUUUUUUCCGUUUACACCACCACUGGAAGCCGUGUGGGAAUGUCCGGAGAAAAUUGGCCACCUUUGUCAGACCCAAACCCAGUUGGACGAAAAUUGGGCUCUUAUCGGUGACGACCGGUGGCCUGGGUAUAGGCGCCGUGGCCUACGAUAGGAUUGUCAACGAUUUCGAAAACGUAGAUAGUGCGAUAAGGUUUCUGAGGUCUUCUAAGAUAGGAAUAAGCAUUUCGCUGGAUUAUAGCUGGACGCUUUGGGGUAAGCAUGAAUCGGAAAAAGAUUAUCAGGAAAUUUUGUCUCAAGUCCACCAGAGAUCGGCCGACAAGAUACUGGAGGGUUGUCUGGCCAAUGGGGGGUUGUACAUUAAGUUGGGACAAGGGGUGGCAGCUUUGAAUCAUAUUCUGCCCAAAGAAUACAUACAAACGCUGCGUCAAUUGGAAGAUAAAUGUUUAGUCAGAAAACCGGAUGAAGUUCGGAAGCUAUUCGAGAAUGAUUUCAACAAAUCGCCGGAGCAAAUGUUUCGGCACUUUGACUAUGAACCGAUAGCGGCUGCCAGUUUGGCCCAGGUUUUUCGAGGAACAACGCAAGAGGGUCAAAAAGUGGCCAUCAAAGUGCAGUACGCAGAUUUGAGAAAACGCUUUAAUGGGGACCUCAGGACAAUUCUGUUUCUGCAGGAUUUGGUUGCAAUUAUGCACAAGAAUUAUAACUUCGGUUGGAUUAUACGGGACUUGCAGAACACUUUGAGGGAGGAACUGGACUUCGAACACGAGGGACGCAAUUCAGAACGCUGUGCUAAGGAUAUGAAGCAGUUCAAGAAUGUCUACGUUCCGAAAGUGCUGUGGGAUUAUACUAAUAAGCGAGUCUUAACCACCGAGUUCAUCGACGGUUGUAAAAUUAGUGACCUAGAUGAACUUCGGCGACAAAAGGUGAACCUCACCCAACUAGACAGUCAACUAUUUAGGGCCUUUGCAAAACAGAUUUUCAAAACGGGUUUUGUGCACGCCGACCCACAUCCGGGUAACAUUUUCGUUCGCCGAGACCCUUCAACGAAUCAACCACAGCUCGUCCUCCUUGACCAUGGACUGUACGGUAAUCUGUCCAUCGAAGUUCGUCAAAAUUUGGCCCACUUUUGGGAGGCCAUCGUCUUGAAGGACUAUGCUGGAAUGCAGAAAUAUUCGCAGGCCCUGAACGUUGAGGAUUACAAGACUUUUGCAGAAAUUCUGCUACAACGACCGUUAGAACUAAAGGGCUCCCGCUUAUCGACUCGUCUCAGCGACGCAGAUCUAGCUUACAUGACCAAACAGGCCAAAGAACACUUCGACAAGGUGAUGACUACGCUGAGGAGUAUGCCUAGGAACAUCAUUUUUGUGAUAAGGAACUUAAACACCAUAAGAUCGAUUGCAAGGGAUCACGGCGAUCCAGUGGAUCGCCCGAAGGUAAUGGCUCGUGGCGCCAUUGCUGCCUUGGGUUCGGCUCAUCAAGGAGUGCGUAGAUUUUUCUACGGCACUUUUCGGAGGAUAAACUUUGAGUACCAAUUGUGGAAAGCAUCAUUCCAGUUCUGGUUCGUGAGCACCUACUUAAAGCUAUUGACACGACUUGGGCGAGCGCCCGAUACAUCCCAGCUGUUGAAUGUACACGUGGAAGUUUGAAAUAGGAAAACCAACAAAUUUAGCUAUAAGAGUAAACGGUGACAGUUUUUGUACAAAUUUCUUUAUAAUAAUUUCUUCAAAGUAUAAACUUAUUUCAAAACUUGGUGGAGGUUUUCAUGGAAUGGAAUUUAAAAUCGAAGAAGAAAAUACCCUAUAUACAGUUGAAGAAAAGUUUUUUUGCAUUAGUAGUUUAUAAGCUUACGCUUGAUUUAAAAAGAAAUUAAAUAACCAUUUUUGUAUUCAAAUUCUUCUUAAAUAUUGAGGGAAAAACAUCCGUUGCUAGUUUCCGAAACCAAAAAUUAAUUAAAACCUUUUCUGGGUUUUUUUUUCGAUAAGAAUGCGUUCAGAUAAAUUAUUACUGUUUUAUAAAAAUGACUGAAAUAACUAAAAUCGGCAAAAUCACAAAAUGGACAAAUGGCACAAGAGAUAAAAAUGACGAAAAAUAAGUCACUGAAUCAAAAUGCCAAAACAGAUAAAAAUGAUCAAAACGACAAAAAUACUGAAAUAAGACAACGAUAACAAAAGUGAAGAAGUAAGAAAAAUAAAUUAAAAAAGAACAAAAUGAUCAAAACUGCUGAAAUAUGAAAAUUGAUACCUACAAAAAAUUGACAAAGAUCACAGCAAUGAGAAAAAGCGACAAGUAUUUAAAAUAGCAAAAGACAAACGUGAAAAAUAUUAACAGAAAUAACUAAGAUGCCAAAACUGAAAUAAAUAACAUAAACACUAAAAUGACAAAAAUGAGUAAAAUUUUAUAAAAACUGCCGAAAAUGGUCUAAAUUAUCAUAUCAAAAAUAAACAAAAAUGACCGGAUAGACAAUAGAAAACUCAAAAUUUCAAACAAAACAAAAGCGAAAAGUGAAAAACACCCCACACCGGAAGCCGUUACAAUUUAGUACCAAACUUGUACAUUGUAGCAAAUGAAGUUUGACGCCAAGCAAAAGCUCUCGUCGAGCGGUAAGUUAACGGGAACUGUUAAAAAUCGUGCCCCGCCCACCCCUUUUAGCUCCACGUUGAACAUCCCUCUGAGUGGUUCGAAUAAACUUGACAAUUCACCCGAAAUCCGCACACAGCACUGCGUUCCAUCCAUCGUCGCCUUGAUCAGUCUGGUCAGCUUUCCGGAAAAGCCGUUCUCGUCCAUGGUUUUCCAUAGCUUGUCACGAUCGAUCGUGUCGUAUGCGGCUAUGAAGUCGAUGAAUAGAUGGUGCGUGAAGACUUGGUGUUCACGGAGGAUUUACCGUAAUGCCGCCGACCGUGGCCUAGAGGAUAGCGUUCAAGUCUUCUAAGCCGGAGGUCAUGAGAUCAAGUCUUAGUUACGGCAAACAUUAGUACACUUUCUGUGGGUUUGUGGUGUUAGCAUUAGUAAAAUGCUAGCCAUUAUAUCCUUGAAAGAUGUACGCUUAGUCU
Uranotaenia lowii is the source of this 3669-nucleotide messenger RNA. RefSeq lists its product as uncharacterized. Lineage: Eukaryota; Metazoa; Arthropoda; Insecta; Diptera; Culicidae. The coding region runs from base 610 to 2265 and encodes 551 amino acids. The record is from RefSeq and is a predicted model, not a curated record. The transcript is spliced from 4 exons.